AUUUCUGUCCAACGGGAUCAUCAUGGGUGAAUCAAGACUGCACAUUGCAAUGUACCCCUGGUUGGCAAUGGGCCACCUAACUCCAUUCCUUCACCUUGCCAACAAGCUAGCCAAGAAAGGCCACAAGAUCUCCUUCCUCCCUCCCAGGACCCAAGCCAAGCUGGAGCACUUCAACCGCCAUCCCGACCUCAUCACAUUCGUUCCGAUCACCAUCCCUCACGUGGAGGGACUCCCUCCUGAUGCAGAGACCACCUCCGACGUGCCCUACCCGCUCCACCCGCUCAUCAUGACCGCCAUGGACCACACCGAGCCCACGGUUCGCCAACUCCUUCAGACCCUGAAGCCUCAUUGUGUCUUCCAUGACUUCACUCACUGGCUGCCCGCCAUCGCACGUGACCUGGGGAUCAAGUCAGUCCAUUAUUGCAUCAUCAGCCCCGUAACUGUCAGCUACACCCUAUCUCCGGUGAGGCACCUCAGUGCUCACAAGUUAACGGAGGCCGACUACAUGGUCCCCCCAGCUGGCUACCCAAAUUCAUCAAUCAAGCUCCACCUCCACGAGGCGAGAGCCCUGAUCGCAAUAAGGUACAAGACUUACGGCAGCAAUAUCGGGUUCUCAGAUCGUAUGUUCGCUGGAUAUGUUGAGUCCGACAUACUGAGCUUUAGAUCAUGCCGAGAAAUUGAGCAGCCCUACAUUGAGUACCUGAAAAGCCAGUUUGGGAAGCCUGUUUUGCUUUCUGGACCGGUCAUACCUGAGCCAUCGACAUCUGGUCUAGAUGAGAAAUGGGUUGAGUGGCUAGGAGAUUUCAAGGAUGGCUCAGUGAUUUACUGUGCAUUCGGAAGUGAAUGCACAAUGCAGAAGGAUCAAUUCCAAGAACUACUGCUGGGUUUAGAACUUACGGGAUUGCCUUUCCUAGCAGCACUCAAGCCACCUUUCGGAACAUCAUCAAUUGAGGAAGCCUUGCCCGAGGGAUUCGAAGAAAGGGUUCAAGGACGGGGUAUAGUCCACGGCGGUUGGGUCCAACAACAGUUGAUACUUCAGCACCCAGCCAUUGGUUGCUUCAUUACGCAUUGCGGAACCAGCUCGACCAUUGAAGCACUUGUCAAUAAGUGUCAGCUAGUGCUAUUGCCACAAGUGGGCGAUCAGAUAUUCAAUGCGAGGAUGAUGGGCAACAACUUGAAGGUCGGAGUCGAAGUAGAGAAAGGCGAAGAAGAUGGGCGCCUGACUAAGGAAUCUGUGUGUAAGGCUGUGAAUACAAUGAUGGAUGAAGGAGAUGCAUACGGGAACGAAGUGAGAGAGAACCAUGCUAAGAUUAGAGAAAUUUUACUGGACAAAAAGCUUGAGUCCACUUAUAUGGAUUGUUUUGAUCAAGAGCUCCAAAAUCUGCUCCAUUGAUCCUUCAACUUUCAGCUGUCAACGUUAGAUGACCAUUAUUGCUGAACAGAAGAAGAUGAUGAGGAACACCAACCAUGGAAUUCCGUACGACAAGAAGCCCUUGUCCUAUUUAUACUGCUAAAGUUUUUUUUCUUGUUCAUCACAAAUAUAGAAUAAGAGAAAUGUCGAAAUUACAAGUUAUCAUC
Eucalyptus grandis is the source of this 1578-nucleotide messenger RNA. RefSeq names its product cyanidin 3-O-galactoside 2''-O-xylosyltransferase FGGT1. The record is from RefSeq and is a predicted model, not a curated record. Gene Ontology annotation, molecular function: UDP-glycosyltransferase activity. NCBI's taxonomy places the organism in Eukaryota, Viridiplantae, Streptophyta, Magnoliopsida, Myrtales, Myrtaceae.